This is a messenger RNA of Anarrhichthys ocellatus (wolf-eel), 3568 nucleotides long. Its product is annotated as UPF0577 protein KIAA1324-like. The record is from RefSeq and is a predicted model, not a curated record. Gene Ontology annotation, biological process: positive regulation of BMP signaling pathway. The coding region runs from base 170 to 3175 and encodes 1001 amino acids. Gene Ontology annotation, cellular component: membrane. The transcript is spliced from 22 exons. Lineage: Eukaryota; Metazoa; Chordata; Actinopteri; Perciformes; Anarhichadidae.
AUUUGAAAGUCUGCACCAGAAGUACUAUUUUGUUCACAAUGUGUGUCUGGAUGGUGGUGAGGGCGCAUCAAUGACAGGGACACCAACACACAAACACUCGCCGCUCGGCCUGUUUCAUGUUUCUGGCUCCAGUCAGCCGACAGCCGGCUGUUUGUGAUCUGAGCUGAGGAUGCGGGAGCAGGCGUGGGCCUCCCGGUUCCCCCGCUGCCUGGUGCUCAUCAUCACCGCUCUCACAUCGUGCGUGUCCUCCGACCUGCGGCCGUGUAGUGAGACCGACUACUACUACCAGUACACAGAGUGUGACAGCACAGGGUCACGAUGGAGGGUCGCCAUCCCUCUCAGUCCAAGCUCCUGCUCAGACCUUCCACCUCCAACCAGAGGAACAGACUGCUCUUUCUCCUGUCCGGCCGGGAAGUUUUUAGAGAUGAGCACGCAGCAGUGCACGCCGUGUGUGGCCGGCUCUUAUUCGCUGGGCAGCGGCCUCCGUUUUGACCAAUGGGACGCCAUCCCUGCAGGCUUCACCAGCCUGGCCAGCUUCUUGGACCCCGGGCCAAAUGGAGAGGAUCUUCAGACGUGCAACAGCUCAUCAUGGACACCACAGGGAGUGUAUCUGGAGUCGAACCGCGACGAGUGUACAGUGUCGUUGGUUUACGCCAUCCAUCUGGAGAAAAAGGGCUCCGUCGCCUUCACCUACCAGUACCCCGACAACAACAUCUUCUUUGAGUUCUAUGUCCAGAAUGAGCAGUGUCAGGAAAUGGCUCAGACCGAUGACCAGAAGUGGAUUAAAGUCACUAACAAUGGAGAAUGGGACACGCACACAGUGAAUCUGAAGUCCGGCACGAACAUCCUUUAUUGGAGAACCACCGGCAUCUUGGUGGGAGGGAAGAUGGUCAAACCUGUGCUGCUCAAGAACAUCCAAAUAGAAGGUGUCGCCUACACAUCGGAGUGUUUCCUGUGUCCGGCCGGCUGGUUCAGCUCGGCGCCCGGCUCCUCAUCCUGUCAGCCGUGUCCCAGCAACACUUUCUCCACAAAGGGGGCGUCGUCCUGUACAAACUGCCCUGAACACCACUACUCACAUGAGGGAUGGGCAGAGUGUAAAGUGAGGCCGCCGUGCUCAGAGAAGGAUUAUUUCCAGAUCCACACGGCCUGCGACAGCGAAGGGAAGACGCAGGUGUUGUAUCGUUGGGUGGAGCCGAAGAUCUGUGUGGAAAACAUCACGGCGGCCGUGGAGCUGCCUACGACGGUACAGAGAGAGCCCUGCCCUCCCUGCAACCCCGGCUACUACAACAGCAACAGCAACGACUGUUUGCCCUGCCCACCUGGAACCUACUCAGAUGGCACCUACGUGUGCACUGAGUGUCCUGCAGGUACAGAGCCAGUGUUGGGUUACGAGUAUAAAUGGUGGAACGUGCUACCCUCCAACAUGAAGACUUCCUGUUUCAAUGUGGGCGACUCCAAAUGUGACGACAUGAAUGGAUGGGCGGUUGCAGGGGACCACAUUCGCAGCGGAGCAGGCAGUUCAGAUAACGACUACCUCAUCCUCAGCCUGCAUGUGCCUGGCUUCAAGGUCCCAGCCUCACUUUCGGGGAUGACGGGCAGUGAGUUUGGCUGGAUAACCUUUGUGUUCGAGACCAUCUGCUCUGGAGACUGUGAGCUCUACUUCAUGAUGGAUGUGAACAGGAAGAGCACCACAGUGGUGGAGUCCUGGGAAGGCAACAAGGAGAAACAGUCGUACUCGCACAGCAUGUCCAGGAACUCGUCUGUCACAUUCACAUGGGCCUUCCAGAGGACUAACCAUGCUCUGGACGUGCGUCGUUAUGUCAGUGACAUGGUGAAGCUGUACUCCAUCAGCGUGACAAACGUCCUGGAUGGGGUUGCGUCAGCAUGUCGGGCCUGCGCUCUGGUACCCCAGAACUCCCAGCAAGCCGGCUCCUCCUGCGUCCCCUGCCCUGCCGGUUUUUAUAUCGACACAAGCACCAACCGGUGCCAGGAGUGUCCGCCCAACACGCACCUGGCAGGGCGCCACACCUACGGCCAGGAUGCAUGUGUCGCCUGUGGGGCUGGAAGUAUUAGCAACAAGGAACACUCUCGUUGUUACAGCGACUGCUCCUUCUCCCACACAGAGAACAACCGUACACUGACCUUUGACCUCAGCCCCCUGAGCGACGUGGCCUCGCUGACCAUCGGGCCGAGUUUCACCUCUAAAGGCACAAAGUACCUUCAUCUGUUCAACAUUAGCCUGUGUGGCCACGAGGGGAAGAGAGCCGCUGCCUGCACAGAUAACGUCACCGACGUGUCCAGCAAGGACGACCAGAGCGACUCGGCUCAGCUGGUCAACUCAGUGGACAGCUUCAUCUGUCAGUCAACCAUCAUCCCGGCGGAUGGGCGGGGUUUCAGGAUGGCCAUUUCCUCCCAGUCCAUCAGCCUUGCAGACACGUUCAUCGGAGCAACAGUUGACUCAGUCCUGGAUUAUGUGGACGCUAAACCAGAUCUUUUUCCAGAAAAAUCAAAGCAUGUUCCAGACAUCAACUUCUUCUACAGGUCAACGCAGGCAUGCGAUCAGGGUCGCAGUUCAGUCAUUACUGUUCGCUGUAACCCCGAGAAGUCUGAACGAGGAGAGCUCUCUGUGCCCAGCUCCUGUCCUGCGGGAACGUGUGACGGAUGUACGUUUCACUUCUUGUGGGAGAGCGCCAGCGGCUGUCCGCGCUGCGCAGAAGACGACUACCACCGGAUAGAGGGAGCGUGCAAGGGAGGCGUCCAGGAAACUCUGUACAUGUGGAACGAGCCAAAGCUGUGCACCAAAGGCGCCUCGCUGCCUCCCAGGAGCUCCUCUCCGUGUGAGGCCAUCGCUCUGCUGCUGAAGGUCGGUGUCGGUGGCGGAGCCUUCAUCGCCGUGCUCCUCAUCUCUCUCACCUGCUAUUUCUGGAAGAAAAACAAGAGACUGGAGUACAAGUACUCUCGUCUGGUAAUGUCUGCCAACAAGGAGUGUGAGCUUCCAGCUGCAGACAGCUGUGCUCUGGCUGAAGGGGAGGAACCCGACGACGACGUGGUCUACACCAAGAAACCCUCCCUGCUGGGGAAACUCCGGGCCAUCGCUAACAAGCACGAGGGUGGAGCGAGCUGCGAGUCCGUGCAGCUGAACUCCUCCCAGUGUGAUCGAUGGGUCCUGGGAUAAACGGAUGCCAACAGAGAGGGAGGACCGAGUAGAAUAAUGGAGGAACAGUCAGUCAGUGACGAUAUCAAUCACUGCCCUCCUCCUUAUGUGUCCUUCGCCCCGCCCCCUCCCCUUUAUUGUGUGUGUGUGUGUGUGUGGGGGGGGCCACCAAUACAGACGUCACUGGAAAAUAUUUUAUGCUGGCAAAAAACUGGACAGUUUUACUCCUAGAAUACACAGGAAACGCACUCCUGCUUUAAUGCCAUGGAGGCUCCAGGGCGGCAACUGGAAGAGAAACUUGCUUUUAAUGUUUUUUGUAUGUUUUGUAUUUUUAUUUGAGAUAUUUUCUGUUCAGAGUUACGUAUUUAUAUUAAUGUUAUAAUGAUGAACCUUUAUUAAAGUCCUCUUUGACUU